GGGCUUCCGGUGGAGCUUCACUUCCGGUGUGGGCAGGGUGGCCAUCUUAGCCUCCCUCCCCCGCUUUGGGCCUACCCCGGCCGGACUCGCCGCCGUCGGGACCGGUUCGCCUCUCGGCCUCCUCCUGCCGUAGCCCCUCAGCGGCUGAAUCCCGUCAGUUCUCGAGACAGCCGUGACUCCCAGACAGUAGCAUGGCCAGCAGUCCUCGUGAAGAGCCAGGAGAGUGCAGAAUUACAUAUGUGAAAGGGGACCUUUUCGCCUGCCCCAAGACAGACUCGUUGGCCCACUGCAUCAGUGAAGACUGCCGCAUGGGGGCUGGGAUUCGCGGUCCUGUCAAGAAGAAGUUUGGAGGGGCAGAACUGCUGAGCCAGCAAAAGAAGCCCGGAGAAGUAGCUGUGCUGAAGAGAGACGAGAGAUACGUCUACUACCUGAUUACGAAGAAAGAGCCGCUCACAAACCCACCUACGAAACCCUGCAGAGAAGCUUUAGAGGCAAUGAAGACCCACCUGUCUGAACAGCGGAGUCACGGAUCUCUCCAUGCCCAAGUAAGGAACUGAGAGCUAAAAUUGCUC
Ornithorhynchus anatinus (platypus) is the source of this 572-nucleotide messenger RNA. It is a transcript of the gene OARD1, whose product is annotated as O-acyl-ADP-ribose deacylase 1. The record is from RefSeq and is a predicted model, not a curated record. NCBI's taxonomy places the organism in Eukaryota, Metazoa, Chordata, Mammalia, Monotremata, Ornithorhynchidae. Gene Ontology annotation, biological process: peptidyl-glutamate ADP-deribosylation.